AUGGCCCUCGCCGCCCGGGAGGGCGCAGGCUCGCGGCGCCGGCUGCCGCCGCGGCACCGGGCGUUGCGCGGGCUGCUGCUUCUCUGCCUGUGGCUGGCGAGCGGCCGCGCGGCCGGGCCUCCGGGGGCGCCACGGUCGGACCUGCACGCGCAGCUCUCGGGCGUGGAGCAGCUGCUGGAAGAGUUCCGCCGGCAGCUCCAGCAGGAGCGGCCGCAAGAGGAGUUGGAGCUGGAGCUGCGCGCCGGCGGCGGCCCCCGGGAGGGCUGCCCGGGCCCGGGCGGCGGCGGCUACAGUGCCAUGCCGGACGCCAUCAUCCGCACCAAGGACUCCAUCGCGGCGGGCGCCAGCUUCCUGAGCGCGCCGGCCGCCGUGCGGGACUGGCGGCAGUGCGUGGCCGCCUGCUGCUCCGAGCCGCGCUGCUCCGUGGCGGUGGUGGAGUUGCCGCGGCGGCCCGCGCCCCCUGCCGCGGCGCUCGGCUGCUACCUCUUCAACUGCACGGUGCGCGGCCGCAGCGUCUGCAAGUUCGCGCUGCACCGCGGCUACAGCAGCUACAGCCUCAGCCGCGCCGCGGCGCCGGACGCUGCGUGGGCCUCGCCCGGACCAGGAAAGGACGAGCCUCCACAAAGCAAAGCUGGACAGAAUGUGGUCUUGCAUCUACCCACAGAUGAGGUAACUUUGGAUGGCCGUGAGAGCACAGAUGACCACGCCAUUGUCCAGUAUGAGUGGACACUGCUGCAAGGGGACCCGACAGUGGACAUGAAGGUGCCUCAGUCAGGAACCCUGAAGCUGGCCCACCUUCAGGAAGGAACAUACACCUUCCAGCUGACCGUGACCGACACUGCCGGUCAGAGAGCCUCCGACAACGUGUCGGUCACGGUGCUUCCUACGGCCCACUCCACGGAAGGGUGCCUGGGUGCUUGCUCGCGCUACCACUUCUUCUGUGACGACGGCUGCUGCAUCGACAUCACCCUGGCUUGCGACGGCGUGCAGCAGUGUCCCGACGGCUCUGAUGAAGCCUUCUGUCAGAACUUGGGCCUAGACCGGAAGAUGGUGACCCACGCGGCAACAAGUCCUGCCCAGCCGAGGACGACAGCGCUGAGUGAAGACGCAGGGGGUGUCUCCUUGUUGGAGAAGUCCCAGGAGGCCACAGCCGCAGACCAGCCAGCUCUGUUGGCAAACCCAGAGAAGAGGAAUCACUCAGCCUCUGCAGGGACGGGGAGCCAGGUCGGCCCUGUGAUGCCAGACAGGAGUUCUUCAGGGAAGAAGAGAAAAGAGGAGAACUAUAUGUUUGAGUCAAAGAGCAGUCGAGGAGAACACCCGGCCCCAGAAACAGGUGCCGUGCUCCCCCUGGCAUUGGGAUUGGCUAUCACUGCUUUGCUGCUUCUCAUGGUUGCCUGUCGACUACGAUUGGUCAAACAGAAACUUAAGAAAGCUCGUCCCAUCACCUCUGAGGAAUCCGACUACCUCAUAAAUGGGAUGUAUCUAUGAUAAAUGGAGCCGAAACAGCGUGCGGUAGGGACACGUCCCACUUACAAUUUACACAUAUAUUAGGUCCUGGCUCUUACGGCCUCUCUUGUUUUUACGUGGGCUAGACUCUGCAAAUUCCAAACCUUUGUCUUUAUUGUAGAUUUUCCUUAGGAAGUACGCAAAAUACUUUAAAGCUUAGGAAGUCGUAUAGUUAGACUUUUAGGAAUCUAAUUCUGACUUACGUAAGCCGUCCCUGGAAAUAGGAAUUUGUAGUCAGCCAGGGCACAGAGUCUGUAUCCCGGGAGACGGUUUUCAGGUGGACAGUGGUGUUUGCCUUUGGUGUCUUAGAAGCCCCCAGCGGCGCCGGCCCCUGGAGCACGGCCACCCCGGGUUCUGUGGUCCUGAUCUUUUCCCCUUCAGAACCUGUUUCUGAGAAUGGGUCUCAAGAGAGCCUGUACCUUUAAUGAGGCGUUACCUUCGGCAGGUGUAUCUGAAGUCUAGACCUCGGAGCAGGUCGUCGGUGCAGCCUCGGGAGGACCACUGUGGAGCCUUCCCAGUGCCUCUGGCAUCAGGCCACCGAGGUCAAGCCGACUUGCGGGAGGAGAAACCCAGAAUUUGGUCCAGAACCCAGCCAUUCAUGGAUAGAGUCACGGUUCCCCGUGAGUCUCUGGCGAUGAGAAGAGAAACACGUAAACUGAAAAAGACAUUGAGUGCAUUUCUGGACACGGCUUUUGUAAAACCAUCACCAUGUCCAAGCGUCAGCAGCUUCCUUCAGCCAGGGCAGUAAUCCCGUGGUUAUUUUUUAUUCCAAAAGUGCAGUCACUGAUGCUAGGCUCAUGUACUUCCGAGCGGAAAGCGACCUUUCAAAGUCAUGCUUACAGAAAGCUGGCGCGUCAGCCCAGCGGCGCUGCCCUUGCCACUGGUGUCUUAAAGGCAGUUUGCUCCGAUCCUCACUUGCUACCAGGUUACACACAUUCUAGAAAUUAUUCUACUGGGAGGGAUGAUCAGUGUGGUGCCUGUCAAAACGCUUAAGUUUUUUUUUUUAAAGUGGAAAAUCUUUUAAAAUACUUGGAAAACACUCUAGGGUCUAUUACACUUUAUUUUUAGACUGAACUUAAGGUAGGUUGUUCCUUUAGCAAAGGGCUUAAUUUGGGGGAUGGAGAAGGGACUUGCACACCAAAAUACAUUCACAAAUGGAAAGUUAGUUCUAGAAGAUCAAAUUAAUUUGGUACCAUUUUUGUUUCAUGAAAAAUUUCAGCAUUUUGUUGAAUGUUUAGAAUGGAGUAAAUUUCUCAAGGGCAGUUUAAAGAAGUGAACUGUGUGAAUGAACUUGAUGUGUGAACUCUGUAAGUGAUGUUGUGCAGUUUGUUUUUAUAUAGAAGGAUAUCACCUAUAGCCAUACUUAAUACAAUAAAAAACUAUUGAGGCAUGCAUCUUUCAGUACAUCUUUUAUACAUGAAAAAAUUAAACACAAUUUAGUAUCUCUAUGGUAUUGGGAAAAGAUGUCCCCUAUCUAUGUAAACGACAUUCCUUUAAUAAAUUGUAUUUUGUUCUUAAGCCU
Molecule: messenger RNA, 3028 nt
Organism: Lepus europaeus (European hare)
Lineage: Eukaryota; Metazoa; Chordata; Mammalia; Lagomorpha; Leporidae
Gene: LRP11
Product: LDL receptor related protein 11
Exons: 7
Coding region: 1-1488 (495 amino acids)
Molecular function (GO): protein binding
Source: RefSeq, a predicted model, not a curated record